AUGCCGGAAGAAACACCGCUUUUACAAGAUCCUUCGGGAGGGUCUGCUGCCAUUGUGGCUCGCGAGGUGGCGAAAGAUAUUGAAGGGGACAACACGGAUGAGUCGUCCUUGGCGUCUUUUGGGCAAUACGGCGCCGUAGAGCUUCAGAAACCAGCUGGUGGAAUAUCACCCUCACAUCUCAAAAUUAUUUUGUGCUGCCUUUUUGUCAAUGUUUUCUUGUCCUCACUGGACGCUACCAUUGUGGCCACUUUACUGAGUGUGAUAUCCAGCGACUUGAACCAGCUUACAAAUUCUUCGUGGCUCGCGACGAGCUAUUUGCUAGCCUGUGCUGCCUUCCAGCCACUAUUUGGGAAAAUAUCCGAUAUCUUUGGCCGCAGAAGCAUCACCAUCAUCUGUACUGUGCUAUUUGGUUUUGGAUGCCUACUCUGUGGAGUUACAAGCUCCUUCUGGGUUCUUGUCUUUGGAAGAUUCAUCACCGGUAUAGGAGGUGGUGGCUUCAACACAUUGUCCACAAUCACGUUAUCAGACGUGAUCGCUACUCGUCAAAGAGGUUUAUACCAGGGCUAUAUGAAUAUAGCGUUUGGCUUUGGAACAGCAAGCGGCGGAGUUGUUGCUGGAUUUUUCCACCACUACUUUGGCUGGAGGUCAGCAUUUUUGGUCCAAGUGCCUAUCUGCCUCCUUUCCGCUGUGCUCGUUUUCUUCUUUUUGGAGCUACCUAAAGGUUCACCAGGUCGUGGACUGGAGGGCCAUGGUGUUUGGAAGAAGGUGAAGACGAUGGACUUUGUAGGCUCCUCACUGCUAGUGGCGUCAUUGUUGCUUUUAAUGUACGCUGCCUCCUCAGGGGGCAAGGAGUUUGCCUAUUCAAGUCUGGAGUUCAAGGCUCUACUGGUCUCGGGUACCAUCUUCAUGACGCUCUUCUAUUUCUAUGAGCUGAAAGUGGCUGCUGAGCCUGUUAUUCCCGUCCAACUACUGGCCAACAGGACUGUCCUUAGCUCCUCAUUGAACUGCUGGUUCACUUCAAUGAACGUGUUUUCCAUCAUCUACUAUGUUCCAUUCUACUGGCUUUCAGUGAAAAACAUGACAUCCAUGGAGAGCGGAAUACGUCUGCUUCCAGCUGCAGUGGCCAUUUCAGUGGGGUCGCUAUAUGCCGGUUACAGAAUCAAAAAGACUGGAAAGUACCGAGUCGCGAUGCACAUGUACGGACUUCUUGCAAUUUUGGGAAGCACGCUUGUGUACACGCUCAAGCCGGAGAGUAGCUCAUUUUUUGAGUAUGCAGUGCUGGUGCCGUCAAGAUUAGGUACUGGUGCCGUGAUCACAGUCGACCUGAUUGCCAUGAUUUCUUCUGUCACUACCAAAGAGCAGGCCCUCGUGACUUCGAUUCAAUACGGAUUCAGAUCUACGGGAUCAACAAUUGGCGUGUCGAUUGCCUCUGCAAUACUGCAAGGCUUCUUAUCGCGUGAUUUGCGCAACAAUUUUUCUAAUCUCACCAACGUGCCCCCAGAGUUCAACUCUCCUGAGAAACUCGCUCAGAUAAUAGAUAAGGCACUGCACAGCACCAUUUACGCCCACACAAAAUGUCCCGAAUUCGCCCGCAAUGCAGUCAUAUCUGCCUACGACUCAUCUUGUCAUGCUGUCUUCAUUUAUAUUGUGAUCACAGCUAUUGCGGCAACGGCAAGUACAUGGUUUAUCGAGGAAAACAACCUUGAAAAUAAAUAG
This is a messenger RNA of Ogataea parapolymorpha DL-1, 1716 nucleotides long. RefSeq lists its product as uncharacterized. Gene Ontology annotation, cellular component: fungal-type vacuole membrane. The record is from RefSeq and is a predicted model, not a curated record. Bases 1 to 1716 code for a protein of 571 amino acids. Gene Ontology annotation, molecular function: basic amino acid transmembrane transporter activity. Lineage: Eukaryota; Fungi; Ascomycota; Pichiomycetes; Pichiales; Pichiaceae. Gene Ontology annotation, biological process: transmembrane transport; basic amino acid transport. The transcript has a single exon.